This is a messenger RNA of Sesamum indicum (sesame), 2849 nucleotides long. RefSeq names its product neutral ceramidase 2. Gene Ontology annotation, molecular function: N-acylsphingosine amidohydrolase activity. Gene Ontology annotation, cellular component: extracellular region. Lineage: Eukaryota; Viridiplantae; Streptophyta; Magnoliopsida; Lamiales; Pedaliaceae. Gene Ontology annotation, biological process: sphingosine biosynthetic process; ceramide catabolic process; long-chain fatty acid biosynthetic process. The record is from RefSeq and is a predicted model, not a curated record.
UUCUUAUUCGGACCUUAACUAGAUUUUCAACUUGAAUAAGAGAUGUGACGGCUAUGACUAAACCAACAACGGGGCCGAAGUUGCAGUUUCUGCCUGUAAGACUAGACAAAAAAGAACAAUUCCUGAUGAAUUGAAGUCAGCAGCACGUUCGGAGCAGCCUAAGUAUGUAUGCUUUCGUGCCAACAACAUCAACACUACAAACAACAUAGUUAAUUGCUUCACAAGAAAUUCCGGACCUACUACAUGCCCUCUAUAUAUAUGCAUAUACAUUCCAUCAAUCUGCAAGAGUUAUGUAGUGAUCUUAGCUGCAAAAAAUGUACAAGCGCCAAAGUUUCGUCUCUCUACGUCUGAUCGUUUACUCCCUAGUAGCAUUAGUGGCUAAUGGAGACUACUUGAUUGGAUUAGGAAGCCACGACAUGACCGGUCCAGCGGCUGGAGUGAACAUGAUGGGAUAUGCUAACAUGGAACAGGUCACAGGAGGAAUACAUUUUCGACUCAGGGCAAGAGCGUUCAUCGUGGCAGAGAGUGCAGACGGCUCCAGGAUUGCAUUCGUCAACCUUGAUGCAGGGAUGGCUUCCCAACUCGUCACUAUUAAAGUGCUCGAGAGACUAAAAUCAAGGUAUGGAGACUUGUACAAUGAAGAUAAUGUUGCAAUAAGUGGAACUCACACUCAUGCUGGUCCAGGCGGAUAUUUGCAGUAUGUAACUUAUUCGAUAACGUCCCUUGGUUUUGUUCCACAGUCUUUCGAUGCUCUUGUGAAAGCAAUUGAGCUUAGCAUCGCCCAGGCUCACGAUAAUCUCAAGCCUGGUUCUAUCUUCAUCAAUACGGGGGACUUGGAGAAUGCAGGAAUAAAUAGGAGUCCGAGCGCUUACCUGUUCAAUCCUCCAGAGGAAAGGGCUAAAUAUAAAAGAAACGUCGAUACACUGAUGACCCUUUUGAAAUUUGUGGACAAAAGCAGUGGGAAGAGCAUUGGGGCAUUCAGCUGGUUUGCCACACAUGGAACCUCCAUGAGCAGAGACAACAAGCUUAUUAGUGGAGAUAACAAAGGAGCUGCUGCUAGGUUUCUCGAAGACUGGUUCGCUGCCGGCAACAAGAAUUCUUCUGCUGCUAUAAAUACAAGACUUGAGGGUUCCCAAGGUGCAGUGUUGAACCAAGCAUCAAGAAUUAAGGCCACAGGAGGGCAAGCAUGCUCAAAAACUGCUAGCCAAAGUGCUAAAGUUAGGAAGAAUGAUGGAUCACGAUUUGUAGGGGCGUUUUGUCAAUCAAAUGUUGGAGAUGUCAGCCCUAAUGUGCUAGGAGCAUUUUGUUUAGACAGUGGAAAGCCCUGUGACUUUAACCACUCAUCGUGCCAUGGCAAUGAUCAGCUUUGUGUAGGCCGUGGUCCAGGAUAUCCAGAUGAAAUUUUGAGCACUAAGAUCAUUGGAGAGAGGCAAUUUCAGAAAGCAGUGGACUUAUUUACUUCUGCAGAAGAGGAAAUCACUGGAAAAAUAGAUUACCGGCUCGUGUACCUGAACUUCACAGAUAUUGAAGUUGUGUUAGAUGGUAACCAAGUAGUGAAAACGUGCCCUGCUGCGCUUGGGCCUGGUUUUGCUGCAGGAACCACUGACGGGCCUGGCGUUUUUGGUUUCCAGCAAGGCGAUACUGAGAUUAAUGAAUUCUGGAAGAAAGUAAGGGAUGCCAUUAAAGAACCUAGCCAACACCAAGUGGACUGUCAGAAACCCAAGGCUGUUCUGCUAGACACUGGAGAAAUGUUUUGGCCCUAUGCGUGGGCGCCUGCAAUUCUGCCUAUUCAAAUCCUCAGGUUGGGAAAAUUGAUCAUACUGUCUGUACCAGGAGAGUUCACAACUAUGGCCGGCAGACGACUAAGGGAGGCAGUUAAGGAAACGUUGAUUAGCUAUGGAAAUGGUGAAUUCAAUGAUGACACGCAAGUCGUUAUAGCGGGCCUGACAAACACUUAUUCGCAAUAUGUUGCUACUUUUGAAGAGUACAAGCAGCAGCGUUAUGAGGCUGCAUCAACACUUUACGGCCCUCACACGUUAUCAGCUUACAUCCAAGAAUUCAAAAAGCUCGCACAAACACUAGCAAGAGGAGACAAAAACAUCGGAAAGGGUCCAUCACCUCCCGAUCUCUCUUCCAUCCAAAUUAGCCUCUUGGCCGACCCGUUGGGGGAUUCUCCUCCACCAGGCAUAAAAUUUGGGGAUAUAAAACGGGACGUGAUCACAAAAGGCAAUUUUAAAUUGGGAGAUAGAGUAAACGCCACGUUUUGGAGUGCAAAUCCGAGGUACGAUUUACUGACAGAAGGCACAUUUGCUGUGGUUGAGAUGCUUCAAGGGGAUAAGUGGAUUCCUGCAUAUGAUGAUGAUGAUUUCUCCCUUUACUUCAAGUGGGACGGCCCGUUUUAUAGUUCUGGUUCUUACGGACUUGCUACAAUUGAGUGGGAAGUGCCGCAGGAGGCUAGUGCUGGGAUCUAUAGAUUAAGGCAUUUUGGGUCGUUUAGGACAAUGAAAAACUCCCCUGUCAGUUACUUUACCGGGGCGUCUAGUGCAUUUACUGUGUCUUGAAGGAGUAGCUAUGGCACUUCUUUGAGCAGAAACAAGAAUGAGUACUAAAAACAAUAAUGCAGCCUAGGAUGUUUCAUGGAGAAGGAUUGCACAUUUUCAUUGGGAUAUGGUGAGUUUCCGGGCUUUGGUUGAGAUUGCCAGCAUGCAAAUGUACUGAUCAACACAUACUUGGUGAUCAAGAAUUUAAUUUGAAGUUGAAUAAUUUAAAAAAUGAAGUGUUUUUUUUUCUCCAUUAAAUGCUUUAAAAAGUAAUUGAAAUUUAUGAUUUAAAGGUCAUAACUAAAUUUG